ACUAAACAGUUAAUUUUUAUUUUUGCUCUUCGCAAAACAUCUAAACAAUUUUUAAUAUUAAAUAUAAAACAUUCCCAUUCUAAUACCCAAUUAUAGUUGAUUUAACUUAAAUUAUUGUCUACAAAAUAAAACACCGUGAUAUAUUUUUAUUCAAUUGUGUGUUUUUUUUUCUUCAAAAAGUGGAAAACCUAUUUAAGGAUUAAAAGAAAAAAUAGAAGGAGCAGCAAGAAAAUCUUAUUGAAAUUGUCAAGAUGCAGCGCCCGUUUACUUCUGGAAGUCGACAAGCGCCUGAUCCUUUCGAUCAAUAUUUGGAAGAGAAUAAUUUCUACCGCAAACAUACGGCAAGAGAUGCAUCUUGUCUAUUUAGGACAAUUUCGGAGCAAGUGUACGAUACCCAACAAUACCAUUUGACUAUUCGGAAGAGAUGUGUCAGUUAUAUGAGGAAACAUCGAUCGUAUUUUGAGUCGCAAGUGGAGAGGGAUUUGGACGAAUAUCUUGAUGAUAUGUCAAAGCCAAAAAGUUAUGGAACUUUGAUUGAGCUGCAGGCAGCAUCAUUUGUUUUCAAACGAAAUGUACUUCUCUUUGAGCCAUAUACACUUGGAAGUCAUUUUAGCUAUCGCCCAGAAUUUACUGAUGUAUUUCGAGUUUUCUAUACUCCAGAAAGACAUUUUGAUUCUGUAUUCACCCUUGAUUAUAUCAAAGAUGUUGCUAUUUGCCAAUCGGUAUGCUAUGAAAUUCUCUACAAGGACCUGUUUAAACUUCCCGACGUAACAUUUGCUGUCGAGCAAAUGUUACAUUCGAAUUCACUUGAAACAUCAUCCUAUAGCACUGAGUGCAAUGAAGACGGCUACUGUACUAAGAUCAUCAUCGAAGAUGGGCGUUCAUUUGAUUUUGAUUUACCAGAAAAUACUUGUUGUAUAUUAGAAAAUUAUAGACUCUGCCAUUUCCAUAAUCCUAAUUUUCUACGAUUUUCUGAGGAAUUGCAACGUGAGUUGAAGGAAACCAAGAAAGAUGAUAACAAACAUAAAUUUCUUAGCAAAACUGUUGAUUCACUUUUGCCUGAUAAGUAUAUUUCAUGUGUAAGACAAUUGCUGUUAGAAGGUAUAACUCCAUUUCCGUAUAAGGUUGCAAAGGCCCUUGAUCCGAAUAUGUACAGAAACAUAGAAUUUGAUGCGUGGAAUGAAGCUCGCAAAGAACUUAAGCUUCAGAACUGGUACAAUGGUGAUUCAAAUUUUAAGUUGAUCAAAUAUGAAAAAAGAAGAUUGCGCCGAAUCUUGCAGGUUGGUGCCAAGUGCCAUGUUAAAUUACAAAAAUCUGAAAAUGAUCUUUAUACCUGCCACAUUCAGGAGAUCGCUAUGGAAAAAGGAUAUUGUGUGGUUUUUAUUGAACAAUUAGGCGAAAAAAGACUUGUCCCUUAUGAUUCCUUGAAACCAUUGCCAGCUGACCAAUUUAAACCAUGGUCACUGCCCUAUCAUCUACAACGCCAUAUUCAAAAAUGCAACACUUAUCGCUAUUCUCGGCAAUUCAAUUAUCGGUUCAAAGUUGACCAACAAUUUACCUCGCAGUACUGCUUGUCGAAUUUGAAGUCCUGCGAUGACUAUUAUGAUGAUCCUAAGUUGAAGCAGCAGGACUGUAUAUACAAAUUGAAUCAAUUUACCCACUUGGAGAAUUUUCAAACUCAAACCAUGGAGUAUUGUACGAUGCCAUUGACGGUAGAACAUUCGCGGGACAACAUGACCGAUAGCAAAUUAUCGCACAGGAAUGAAUCUUCUAGAGCCCAGUCGCGUUGUUCAGACGUUCCAAGAACCGAUUGUGCUGGCGAUAAUGGUGGUGUUGUGUUUGAAAAUAAUGGCGAUCAACAAGAUGUAUCGCCAGAUGGGCAACAGGCGUAUGCAGCUGGAGCAGCAUACACUGAUGAAUAUUUCAGCUAUGGUUUCGAUCCGAGUAUCAUUCAAACCGGGCCACAGGCUUUGAUCCCAAAUGGAGGAGCUCCAUUGUACUACAUGUAUAACCCUGCGUAUCCUCCUGCAGGCGGAAUGUAUAUGCCGGCGCCACCACCACCCCAAAUGAUUGCAUCCACACAAGGUCAUGUUGGCUUUUGUCCACAAUACUACCAAGUGCCACCAGGGGGUGGUAGUGGUAGCUACAACGGCAGUCCAUCGAUUCAACGACGUGGACAAUCGAACACCACCCCACUGACUGGACGUAUUAAUUUUGAUGUAAAGAAAUCAGUCAAGGCAAAUGGUUCAGAUUUACCAGUUGAUGUGGCUACUCUAAGAUAUUUCUUCAAUUUGGGCUUGGAAUAUCACCAAAAACUUUAUCGAAAUUCAGAUUUGCCAAUUGACUCGAAGGAAGGAAUUGUAAAGGUGUCUCCCGAAGUGCAGUUACCAAAACUAGAUGAAAAUGGGAACGAUAUUGGUAUAAAACCUGAUCCGAACAACAAUACUAAUUCCUCGAAAAAUAAUAAUAACAACAAUACAAACACAAACAACUAUUCAGGACAAAAUAAACAAAACAAUGGUCAGCGUAGGUUCCCUUCGCGAUAUUUCAACAACAAAGAACGCCAUAACUAUCGAUCGGCUCCACAAAAUAAUCGUUAUCAUCAAAAUGAAUACAACAAUUCUAAUGGUGGCGGCAACAAGGGCCACAAGCCCAAUCCAAACUAUUUAUCAGCUCCUGGAACCAACAAUUCUACUCCGAACUCACGAAACACUCAAUCGUCCUCCAAUAACAACCCUCGGCCUGGAAGUGCUGGAAAUGGAAAUGCAAUUUCGACAAAUGAACUUGUAGGCCAAACUUCGCCAAUGAUAAGUUUCGGUACAGUCGAAAAUUGUGAAUUGGUGCAGACGCCAACAACAUAUAAUUCUAACGGGCAAAUACUAACGUCGUAUGUUGGCCCAUAUGUGCAAGAAUACGACCAACAGCAACCACCACAAGGAGCACCACAAUCAUCAGGCCUUUACAUGCCAAUGCCAGUUGGACCAUCACCAUAUGGAAUUUAUACAGCAGGCCCAACUAUUGGAACUACUCCUGUUGCUAUGCAUUCAGCAGGUGCAUUCCCGUAUUUGAGUGGACCACCACCUACUGGUAUUCCGAUGCAUUCGCCAGGACAUUCGGGCAUUUCGCCAGCUCAAAUGGGACCAACUUAUUAUGCCACUACAACGAGUGCCGAAUCGGGUGGACCUGCUUUGAUUGAUGCCGCUGCCGUCGAUCCAAAUCAUUAUCCCUGUGUUGGUUAUCCACCACCAGUACAGUUUUAUUAUUCUCCAACUAAUGGAGUACCACCUUCUAACAAUCAACCUGUAGGAUCUCCUGGCCUUGGUCCACAGGGAUACUGGUGUAUGCCACCACCAAUUCAAACUCAUCCUUCGCCGCAACCACAGGCGGUAACUAUGUUGGCUUCCUGCAACCAACCUACAGGUAAUCGACGAGACAAUCAAUCAAAAUCUCAAAAUUCCUCUGGAGAUCAGUAAAGCACAAAAAACAAAACAACACAACACUACAUUUCAAUUAUGUAUAUUCUAUAAAAUAUGAUUGACAUCCAUUUAUAGUUUUUAUACAUUUAUUAUCGAUUAUAUUUUUUCAUUAAUUUAUCUCCCUCAAACAAAAAUAGUACCAACACAAUGAUUAUCAAUCUUAGCACUUACAUACAAUUUAAAGACCACUUCUAUUUAAUUGUGUUUUUCUUAGUAAUCUAUUUCAAAUGUUUUAAAUUUUUAUAGAUUCUUUUUAAGACGAAAAAAAAAAUAAGUGAUGCGACUUUAAAUUGUUUGUAAUACGUUAGUUCUUUUUUUAGAAAAUAUUUUUAAAAUAUACAUUUAAAACAUGAUAGUCCUUAAUUGUCUUACACUGGUUGUAAGGUGUUAUCGAAUACUCUCGAUGUUUUCAUUCAAACAAAACAACAUUCCAACGUACACAAAAAUAUAUAUUUUCAAAUAUUUAAUAAAAUAUUUUACUUAUCCAUUAUUUUUUUUUUCAAACAAAAACAAUCUUACAAUUAAGUUUACCAUAAUUAAUUUAUAUAAAUAAUAUCAUUAAAACUUUAUAAACUUAGAUUAGUUUUAGUUUACUUAGCUUUUAUCUAUUGAACAUUGUUUUAAUUAUAUAUACAAAAAAAAAACCUAAAAAAAUG
Molecule: messenger RNA, 4132 nt
Organism: Eupeodes corollae
Lineage: Eukaryota; Metazoa; Arthropoda; Insecta; Diptera; Syrphidae
Product: protein ovarian tumor locus
Exons: 12
Coding region: 252-3473 (1073 amino acids)
Biological process (GO): protein deubiquitination
Molecular function (GO): cysteine-type deubiquitinase activity
Source: RefSeq, a predicted model, not a curated record